UUUUAUUUGUUUAUUAUCUGUACACGCCAAUUGCCAAUACCGUCGACACUUAUAGUUUCGACAGCAAAGAUCAAAUCAAACCUAAACAAAAAGGUUUAAUUUAAUAAGGUUGCAACAAAUUCUUAGUUCAGUUCCUACCGACGUUGAUUAACAAAAAAAAUGUCAUCUGGACCAUACAACUACUCAUACAUUUUUAAAUAUAUAAUUAUUGGUGAUAUGGGAGUUGGGAAAUCAUGUCUGUUACAUCAGUUUACAGAGAAAAAAUUUAUGGCAGAUUGUCCUCACACUAUUGGUGUAGAAUUUGGGACAAGAAUAAUUGAGGUAGCUGGCCAAAAAAUUAAGCUCCAGAUUUGGGACACAGCUGGUCAAGAGAGAUUCAGAGCAGUGACUCGUUCAUACUACAGAGGGGCUGCUGGAGCCCUGAUGGUAUACGAUAUAACAAGAAGGUCAACAUACAAUCACCUUAGUAGCUGGUUAACAGAUACCCGCAAUCUGACUAACCCCAGCACUGUGAUUUUUCUUAUUGGCAACAAGUCCGAUUUAGAUGGACAAAGAGAUGUAACAUAUGAAGAAGCAAAGCAGUUUGCAGAUGAAAACGGUUUGAUGUUUGUUGAAGCCAGUGCUAAAACUGGCCAGAAUGUAGAAGAAGCUUUCUUGGAGACUGCAAAAAAAAUAUAUCAGAGCAUUCAAGAUGGUCGAUUAGAUCUGAACGCGGCCGAGUCGGGAGUACAACACAAACCUGCAUCUACAGGUCGCCCACUGGCCGCGCCCCCGGCUAAGAACGACAACUGCGCCUGCUAACCGCCCUCCCUCACACUAUCACACUAUCUUAAGCUGUAAGUAUAUUAGUUUAUAACUGCUGUAAUUAUAUCCAUGAUAAAAUUAUUUUUUGACACAUGUAGAGCGGUUGAUAUAUCUGUACUGAUUGUAAAUAUCUGUACACAAUAUUACUGUUUUAUGUUAUAAUUUUGUAAUUAGUGUUUGUGUUAUGCAAAGUAUUGCUAUUAAUAAUGGGUACACUAAUCUCAUUCACAUUCCACAUUUAAUUGGGGUUAUUAUGGAAACUUACAUGUAAGUUAAAAUGUCAUGUAAUAAUAGUAGUCUUUACAGUAAAAUAAUCAUUAGGAAAAAUACUAAAGGUGACAACAGGUGACUUCAUAUAUAUAUAUAUAUAUAUAAUAUAAAGUUAAUAUUAAAUGGAUUGUAUCUAUAGCAUACCAAUGAUUUUAAUGUUAUGGAGGAGAAAAGUAUUUCUGGUUUAUAUUUUGAUGUGUUUCCUAGUGUAAUGAUUCCUGGUGUGUAUUAAAUUUUUUAUGCUGAUUUAUUAUUAUAGAUACAUAAUGCUGAAUAACAUUUUAACACCUACUUCAAUGAAUCAUUGUUACCUUUUGCACUGGAAAGCAUUUCCUAGGAUCUAGUUUUAAAAAUUUUAUAAAUACAAAUGUUUACAAAAAAAAGGUUUUUAUGUUCAGUUCGAAUAGAUAUUUAGCAAGUACUUAAUCAACUCAUGUGAUGUUGAUGAAAGCUGGAUACCAAUACCGUAAAUAAAUAAAAAAUAUUUCAAUCGAAAUUUACAAAGCAUUUCAAAUACCGAUUUUGCACUUGCAAUUCACUUUAUUAUGAGUAUAGAGUGUAAUUGUUACAAUUAGCUUAUAUUAAUUACAACACUGUUUUUAUCUUUUUUAAUCCUAAUAACUUUUCAUUUUACUUUUUAACAUAUCAGUGUUGAAAAUUUAUUUUUGUAAACAGUAGUGGAGGGUAAUAAUGGUGUUUGAUGACAAUGUGGUCCUUAUUUCUACUUAGCUUUGUAUCACUGUAUAAAAUCUUUGUAUUUAAAUAAUUGUUAUGUGUUAUUUUAAAUCAUUAACUGAAUUAUUUAUUGUAAUGAAAUUUUAAUUAAUAUAUCAUUAUUAUAGAUUACAA
Danaus plexippus (monarch butterfly) is the source of this 1923-nucleotide messenger RNA. It is a transcript of the gene Rab14, whose product is annotated as ras-related protein Rab-14. The transcript has 5 exons. Gene Ontology annotation, cellular component: Golgi apparatus; recycling endosome; trans-Golgi network. Gene Ontology annotation, biological process: endocytic recycling; defense response to bacterium; phagosome maturation. Bases 160 to 801 code for a protein of 213 amino acids. Gene Ontology annotation, molecular function: GTP binding; GTPase activity. The record is from RefSeq and is a predicted model, not a curated record. NCBI's taxonomy places the organism in Eukaryota, Metazoa, Arthropoda, Insecta, Lepidoptera, Nymphalidae.